Molecule: messenger RNA, 3087 nt
Organism: Thyridium curvatum
Lineage: Eukaryota; Fungi; Ascomycota; Sordariomycetes; Thyridiales; Thyridiaceae
Exons: 3
Coding region: 1-3087 (1028 amino acids)
Biological process (GO): DNA-templated transcription; regulation of DNA-templated transcription
Molecular function (GO): zinc ion binding; DNA-binding transcription factor activity, RNA polymerase II-specific; DNA binding
Source: RefSeq, a predicted model, not a curated record
AUGGAGCGCGGUGACCAAGCCGGCGCGGGCCAUCGCCCCCUGGCUCAAUCAAGGUCCCCGGAACAAGGUCUUGGCCUCUCUACGGCCGUUGCGGCACACGAUCACAGGGGCCUGUCUGCUAGCAGCUCCGGGGGAUAUGCGCCUGCCAACCUUGGCGGCGGCCGUGGCGUCCCUGAGGGCGCACCAGACAUGGCGCCAGGUCAGCCGGUUACGAGUGCAGGAUUGGGCCUGAAUACGGCGUCCACUGUGCCAGGGAGCUCAGGGGCAGCCAGACACGGCGAUGCAGGUAUAGAUCUUGGUGCUGGCAGCGGCCAUGGCAGUCCGGCGGGGAUGGCUGGCGCUGGCGGUCCCGGCACCUCGCCCAGCGCAUCUCCCUCCACAGCUGCAGCGGCACCCCCAAAACCCAUCCGUCGCAGGAUGCGCAUGAUUACGUCGUGCCUUGAGUGCCGACGACGUAAGCUCAAGUGCAACAAGUCGCAGCCGUGCACAAACUGCCUCAAGUUUGGCCGGGAAUGUCACUAUCUAGGCCCUAAGCUAGACGAAGCCAGCCAGCUCAAACUGACACAAAUCAAGGAGAAGGUUGGAUCUCUCGAGCGCCAGCUGGAGCGUGACGUUGUUCAUAAGUCUGGCCGGCCGACAGGCAAGGGUGUCUUUUACCAACAGCGGUUUCUGGCCGACGAGAUCGGCGAUGACGAUGACGAGGAGAGAGACCUCGAAAUCACCCCCAUGGUAACUCUGGAUGUCACAUACGAAGAAGACGAUGACGGGGAGGGGGGUAUUCCCGACGAGGUUAUCGAUCUAGGGAUCCAGGUGGGCCGGAUGCGAAUUACGGAGCGCAUCGGAGGGCUCAAUCGUCCUCGACUCUCAGAAGAGCUUUCGGCUGGCCUUUCGGGCGGAGGCCCAGGCCGCUCUCCUCCGUCUCAGCAAGCCGGAGCUCCGCCAAACAGACCUUCACCACCAAGCGGCAACGCACCAGACCCAGGCGCAGGACUGCCCGACUUUCUUCGGCCAAGCCCAGCAUACAUGGUCCCGACUGGUGGCUUCUUUUUUGGACAGAUACUGGCCACACCUAGUCUCGAACAUUUUCUGCCUAACCGAGCAGCUGCUGAUCGACUUCUGCAACAAUACUUUGACGCUGUCCACCCCGUGGCUCGCUGUGUUCAUCGCCCAUCAUUCGAGCAGCAAUAUCAGUCCUUCUGGGAGGAUGCUUCUCUUGGUCGUGAACCACGCCCCUCGAUACAAGCAUUGAUGUUUGCUGCGUGGUUUAGUGCCUUGGUAUCGAUGGGUGAAGAUGUCAUUCUUCAAGAAUUUGGCUGUACCAAGGCGGGUCUAGUCGACCACAUGAAGAUGGGUGUAGAGACGGCCCUGAGCAAGGCCAAUUUCUUGCGGACAACCAAGGUCGAUACCAUGCAGGCCUUUGUGAUGUAUAUGAUCCCACUUUGCCGCGCUGAAGUAUCGAGAGCCCACUCAGUUCUCGUCGGAGCUGCGGUUCGGAUGGCGGAGUGCAUGGGACUACACAGAGACGGAGAGACAUAUAAUCUUGCUCCACUCGAGACCCAUGUCCGUCGUCUGAUCUGGCAUCAACUGUGUUUUCUCGACAUCCGCACAUGCGAAGCACAAGGCCCCAAGCCCGCCAUCCGGAGAGAGGACUACGACACCAAGCUCCCCGUCAACUGCGAGGAAGACCAAUUGACGCAUGCCGUCGCACAUCCGCAGCCGGCUGAGAGGUGGACUACGACGUUGCUGCCGCUCGUUCGCUUCGAGAUCAACGAGAUGAUGCGCAUCAUCUGGAUGGACCGUCGAAGACUUGAAGUCCGCAGAACCACGCUGACAGCCGUGCUUGCCAAGGUCGAAAACUUCCGCAAGCGCAUGCUGGACAAGUACAACCGAUUCCUGGACGACCAAGUUCCCAUUCAGAAAUAUACCAAGCUUGUCAUGCACCUACUACUGUGUCGGCUACAUGCUAUGGUUCUACACCCGUACCAUACCAACACAGCGAACCCAAUGCCGCCGCGGCUCAACAGCGUCCUGGUCAUGAGUGGCAUCAUGAUCAUUGAAAUCUCCAUACAGCUAGAGACGGAUGCUCUAUUCAAGGCAUGGUCGUGGUACCUUGGAGCGUAUCAGCAGUUUCAGAUCGCACUGCUGUUGGCUACGGAAGUCUAUUAUCGCCCAAACAACAAAGAGGCAGAUCGGAUUUGGGCCUGCCUCGAUUACGUAUUCCACAUGGAUCGACGUUCGACGAGGGAAGAGAAAGGCAUGCAGAUAUUGCACGAGAUUAUGAGCAAGACAGCUGUCUAUUCGACGUGGCGCAAGAUGCGGGCGCCGAAUGAUGUCGCUAAGGCGGUCCCGGAGAAGGAUGCCAUCAAAUCGGACGCGGGCACGCCGCCGUUUGGUAGUACAGCUGGUGCGAGCAAUCUGGCCCCAUCACAGGCAGAACAAGCACAGCCACAAGCCCCUGCCGCCUACCAACAAGCACAGUCAAUGAACAAACCCCUGGCCAUACCGAACCUGAAGGUAGAGCCGGGCAGCAGUGCCAUGCCGAGGAUGCAGAUGCAUCACCAGCAGCAACCUCAGAUGCAGGGAAUCAUGGUGCCACCUCCACCAACGGAACAGCAGCGCCUCUAUUAUGAAGAUCAAUGGCAGAGCCAUAUGCAGAUGACAGGCCAAAAUCCUAUGCCCCCUCGAGCACCGUCUAAUGCCGUCUUUGGUGGCGUCAGCAGCCGCGGCGAACCUCUAUGGGGUUUCAGGCCGCCUGGAGGACAAGGCAUGCCUUCGACGUAUUCAGACCAGGGUGGUUACGAGGGAAAUAUGCCCGAGAGGCAGGCCAUGCGACAGCAACAAGGUGUGCCCCAGAUGCAGGCACCGCCGCAGCAGCAGUAUCAGCCCCAGCAGGAACAGCUGCCUCCAGAACUGCCACAGAUCGGCGCUGAAGUGCAGGCAGGUAUUAUGGACAAUAUCGACUGGCAUGCUAACGAGACGGCUACAUCGCAGGAGACACUCUCGGGACUCUUCCCCUACGACCCGCAGACGGGCGAGCUCGGCAUCGCUGGCUUCACCGACCCGGCGCUUGGCAUGAAGUGGUCUUAG